Messenger RNA from Eubalaena glacialis (North Atlantic right whale), 1176 nucleotides. Its product is annotated as UL16-binding protein 3-like. Gene Ontology annotation, cellular component: external side of plasma membrane. Lineage: Eukaryota; Metazoa; Chordata; Mammalia; Artiodactyla; Balaenidae. The record is from RefSeq and is a predicted model, not a curated record. Gene Ontology annotation, biological process: immune response; positive regulation of T cell mediated cytotoxicity; antigen processing and presentation of endogenous peptide antigen via MHC class Ib.
AUGAAUCUUAUGGCUCAGAACGAAGACCAGGAGGAGUCCUCACCGAAAGAGGGAGAAUCAAGCAGUUGGUAUCCGGGUUGGCCGCCCAUCUGUUUGCCUCUAGGAUUGCUCUGUGCUAUUAGCCAGCAUCACACUCUCUGCAACGUUCACUCUCUUUGCUACAACUUCACCGUCCAUCCUAAGCCCAGACCUGGACAACCAUGGUGUGUGGUUCAAGGCCAGGUGGAUGGAAAGGUUUUUCUCUCCUAUGAUUGUGGUGGUGCUAAGAUCCAAUCCAUGAGUGCCCUGGGUGAAGAGGUGAAAGCCACAAAGGCCGAACAAGGGCAGAUGGAAACACUCAAAGAAGUCGGAGACUUGCUCAAGGAGCAGCUCCCUGAUGUUACCCCGGAGAAACACACGGCCAGGGACCCUGUCACCCCGCAGGGCAGGAUGACGUGGUGUGAAGACGAUGGACGCACCAGUGGAUUCUGGCAGUUUGGCUUCAACGGACGGAUGUGGCUCCUCUUUGAUUCAGAGAAUGGACAGUGGACAGUGGUUCAUUCUGGAAGCAGACGGAUGAAAGAGAAGUGGGAGAGUGACAGAGCUGUGACCAAGUUCUUCAAGAAGACCUCCAUGGGAGACUGUAGGGCCUGUCUUCAGCAUUCCUUGGUGCACUGGGAGAAAAUGUUGAAGACAACGGCAUCACCCACCACAGACCCCCCGCAAAGCCCAAGUCCAGGGCCACAGCCAUCAAGCCCAUCGCUUGGAUCCUCCCCGUGGUCCUCUCCUGGUCCGUCACAACUGGCAUCCUGGGUGGAGUCCUCUACAAGAACAGACCCCAGAGCCCCAGUCACUGAGCGGCCCCUGCCUAGAGCAGAGGUGACUCGGGAGAUGGGUGGGACUGAGCUGGGGUGGACGCUCCCAGCUGGGCUGGCCCAGGAAGAGAUGGCGUGCAGCAGGGACCCUCAUACUGAGAGCUGGGUGUGCUGCUGGCUAAGAGGCCUGGAGAGGAGGGAAAAGAAGGAGUCGAACUGUCCCUUUGCCAUGGUGGCUUCUCCACAUGUUCUCAUGACAAGUCACCAGCGGAGCCCCACGGCAGAUGAGCUAGAAAGUGCUGAUGAACCACAGCCGGUGAGACGACACUCUGACACAUCUUACAUCAUUCUUGCAUCAAACCGAUACACAGCGGCAGUGUGA